Messenger RNA from Gossypium raimondii (Peruvian cotton), 797 nucleotides. RefSeq lists its product as uncharacterized. The record is from RefSeq and is a predicted model, not a curated record. The coding region runs from base 42 to 782 and encodes 246 amino acids. Lineage: Eukaryota; Viridiplantae; Streptophyta; Magnoliopsida; Malvales; Malvaceae. The transcript is spliced from 5 exons.
GGCGACACACACUCUCUUCUUCUCUAACAAUCUGUGCAAGGAUGAGCGACGAUUACAGUUUUUUGAAUGACGAAGAUUUGAGUAUCUUCAAAAAUGUCUAUGAUCCGAUAUCCGAGGUCGCGAAAGUACGACCAUUGUUGUCAGAAGAGAUCAACCCGUCGAUGUCGAGUGGAAGCAAAAAAAGAAACCGGGAUUUAGAUCCCGGUAACUCACAAGAAGCUAAUGGAAAAGUCGGGAAGAAACAACGCCGGUGUCCGCGAACCUUUUAUGCCGGUGAAUCAUCAACUUCCCGGCUACAAGAAUGUUUGAAAGGGAAAACCGUGGCGGGAAUGGCGAAGGUUUACAAGGAUCGAAUUAGCAGGCGUAUAAAGAACGACAAGGAAGCAGACAAGGACGUUAUUAUAAGGAUAGUUCGUAACAUGAUGGCCAUUAAUGCCUCUCAUCUCUUACCACGAGUUUUCGGCUCCCUCGAGCAAAUCACAACGCAAUGGCCAAUUCGACCUGACCUCCAACGUAUGAAGCAAAAGAUUCAAGAAAUCGAGAAGGACGACAGUUCAACAGACGAGGCAAAACGAAGAAUAUUCGUUGAAGUAGAAUAUGAGUUGGAGAGAAUAGAUCAAGAACGGCUAAAGGAUUCAACAAAAGCAGGGAACCUUGAUGCAGUCUUCACGGAUUUUAACAUGGGGACUCUACAAAAGAGGUACGAUAUACAUGCAUAUAUACAUAUGUGCAUGCAUAGAUUACAUAUGAUUCAUGUUUUAAAUAUAAUGCAUAUUAUAUGAUAGAAUACAUAAAAA